CCACCACCAUCACCACCACCACUACCAGCACCACCAUCACCACCAUCACCACCACCACUACCAUCACCAUCACUACCAUCACUGCCACCACCACCAUCACCACCACCACCGCCACCACCACCAUCACCACUACCAUCACCACCACCACAACCACUACCACCAUCUCUACCACUACCAUCACCACCACCAUCACUACCACCAUCACCACCACCACCACCAUCACCACCACCAUCACCACUACCAUCACCACCACUACCACCAUCACCACCACCACCAACAUCACCACCAUCACUGCCACCACCACCAUCACCACCACCACCACCACCAUCACCACUACCAUCACCACCACCACAACCACUACCACCAUCUCUACCACCACCAUCACCACCACCAUCACCACUACCACCACCACCACCACCACCACUACCACCAUCACCACCACCACCACCAUCACCACCAUCACUGCCACCACCACCAUCACCACUACCAUUACCACCACCGUUACCACCAUCACUGCCACCACCACCAUUACCACCACCACCACCACCACCAUCACCACCAUCACUGCCACCACCACCAUCACCACCACCACCACCACCAUCACCACUACCAUCACCACCACCACAACCACUACCACCAUCUCUACCACCACCAUCACCACCACCAUCACCACUACCACCACCACCACCACCACCACUACCACCAUCACCACCACCACCACCAUCACCACCAUCACUGCCACCACCACCAUCACCACUACCAUUACCACCACCGUUACCACCAUCACUGCCACCACCACCAUUACUACCACCACCACCACCAUCACCACUACCAUCACCACCACCACAACCACUACCACCAUCUCUACCACCACUAUCACCACCACCAUCACCACUACCACCACCACCACCACCACCACCACCAUCACCACCACCACCACCAUCACCACCAUCACUGCCACCACCACCAUCACCACUACCAUUACCACCACCGUUACCACCAUCACUGCCACCACCACCAUUACCACCACCACCACCACCACCACAACCACUACCACCAUCUCUACCACCACCAUCACCACCACCAUCACCACCACCAUCACCAUCACCACCACCACCACUACCACCAUCACCACCACCACCACCAUCACCACUACCAUUACCACCACCGUUACCACCAUCACUGCCACCACCACCAUUACCACCACCACCACCACCA
Messenger RNA from Rattus norvegicus (Norway rat), 1218 nucleotides. NCBI's taxonomy places the organism in Eukaryota, Metazoa, Chordata, Mammalia, Rodentia, Muridae. The record is from RefSeq and is a predicted model, not a curated record.